AUGCCGGUAACCGUCAAAGUCAAAGACUAUUUCGAAAAUGACGACAAUGGUCUGUGGUCUUGGUAUCUGAGUAAUUUGCGGAGCGGGCGGUUCGAAGAGCUGACAGGAAACAGUCUUAAAAUCGCACUGCUACGACGAUUUCUGAAUGAACAACUUUUGUCCGCGACAGUACCUUUUAACAAAAAACUGUUGCUCGUUUCGAUUCCGGACACAGUUCACGAAAACAGCAAGCUACUCGAGAAUUUUCUGCGCGACUAUUUCCAUUUGGGCGAUCUGGACCACAUUCAAAUCCGUAAACUGACAGACCAGCAGUGUUACAAUCAUGAAAAUCACUAUUUAAUAUCCGACAACUUGAACAAUUUCAACGAUCGUUCCUUUUUGGAGAUGGGGAACAGAUCGCAUGCUUUGGCCAGCAAUCCUCAGAUCGGGCCCCUCACGUCGAACUACCAGCACAGCGUUUUGAGCGGGGAGACAGGUUUCGACUCGCUAAGAUCGUCUGUACACGACCAGGCUUCACCGGCGCCCCAAUUACCACCAUCGCAGGUUAUUAUGCAACCGCAGGAAAACGAUGGUGGCUAUCAACUCCCAGAGCCCUCGCAGAGCUCUUCACAGGUGCAAACGGUCUCGAUUCUCAACUCCAGCGACGAUUUUGAAGAUAGCGAUGCGGAAAGUAGUGAACUCAUGCUCAACGUCGGACACUCAAGAAAGCCGGUGAAGGGCAACAAUUACCAUCCUCUGUCCAAGAGCAUGGUUUCUGCUCUUUCUCAACACAACCGUUCAGAUAAUUUCACGUCUGCAGAUACUUCUGUGUACAGUGGAGAAAUGGACUACGUCCCGUAUGAAGGCGAGCGCUUAGCCCACACCAUUACGCACGAGGACGACGGGUCGUCCUCUGCAGCCGAUGGAGAUUGUAUUUCUGAGUUAUCGAGCGUUGAUCACUCGUUGAACUCUCUAAGUUAUCAGUCCGAGGACUCCGAAGACUCGCAUUCCUUGGCCUCCAUAUUUCCAUCUAUAUCCAUCGCAGAUACAUUUGGCAGAUUUAGACUUGUGCUGCAGUCGAUUCUCAUUCAACACCCUGAAACUCGUCAACUCUUCACCGCCAUUCGACAAUCCAAUAAUAAUCCAACGGUGGCUGACAUCAAUGAUGAUUGGCUGUUGUACGACGAGAAGUUUUCAAUGGGCAAUCUUCAGAUGCUGGCCCUUCAAGAUGUUCUGGGAAUGAAUCGGUAUUUCCCUAAGAUACUUUUCUACACAAUGGUCAUGAUCACCGAGGAGACUGCACCAGAGACACAAGAAUACUAUCCACUAAGUGAUAAAGAAAUGCAGAAAUACAGCGUUUCAACUUCGACGAUAUCAGAAAACACACUCAAACUUCAAGCAACUUUAAACUCGACUUUGACAAACAUGCAGACAUAUUCCAUAAACGAUGAUCAUAACAGCAUACCUCAAAAUACGAACGAUAUUUCUGAUGUGCAGCCAUACUCGCCUGAUUAUGGCGACGAAUAUGAUGAUACAGAUGACGGACAGGUUGUGCCACUAUAUGCAGCCACAAGGACCAAUUCCAAGUCUUCGGCACAUCGAUCAAUACGAACCAUCAACAGCAUUGGUGACUGGGCUUUCAGACAUGACAUGGCGUCUAAAAAUGCCCUUUCGAAAGUAUCCACCGCUGAAGAUUAUCACUUCUCAGAUGAUAGGGUAAAAAAGACAAUGUCGAAAUCUUCUUCCAAGCAUGGCCUCAGUAGGAUCGCAACACUUGGAUCGUUAAAUACAGUGGAGCGCUCAAAAAGUACUCCCCUCCCCACCAUCCUGAAGACAUUCAGCAGUGUUGAUGAUGAGGUCGUUUACUUGAAGAAACGAGUCGAAAAAUUCAAGAGGAAGAAGAAAUCUAAGAAGAAGCCCGAAGCCAAUUGCAUUAUUAUGUAG
Lachancea mirantina is the source of this 1923-nucleotide messenger RNA. The record is from the annotation of a GenBank genome assembly. Lineage: Eukaryota; Fungi; Ascomycota; Saccharomycetes; Saccharomycetales; Saccharomycetaceae.